Molecule: messenger RNA, 646 nt
Organism: Alnus glutinosa
Lineage: Eukaryota; Viridiplantae; Streptophyta; Magnoliopsida; Fagales; Betulaceae
Product: stress-response A/B barrel domain-containing protein At5g22580
Exons: 2
Coding region: 280-597 (105 amino acids)
Source: RefSeq, a predicted model, not a curated record
UUGGCUGAAUAGUGGGGUUUAUAGCCCCAUGGGCUUUGUACCUUUCAAAAUAUUGUUCUGCAGAUACUGUCCGGGAAAGGAGUGGCUUUACUCUUUGGUUGAUUGAUUGCUUGCUGCCAACAAGAGCGGUGAAAUGGGUCAUGGGGGUGUGACAGUACUAGACAGAUAGAUGGGACUGUGGAAGUUGACACAUAAAUAAUGUGGCACUUGAUGUGUAUAUAAACUGGACUUUUGUGCCAAACCUUUGUUCAGGGGUGGGUGCAGCAGCUAGCAGAGGCCAUGGGGGACUUCAAGCAUUUGGUGAUUGUAAAGUUCAAGGAAGAUGUCGCGGUGGAGGAGAUUUUGAAAGGGAUGGAGAAGUUGGUUUCUGAUAUCGAUGCUGUCAAGUCCUUUGAAUGGGGGCAGGACAUCGAAAGCCAAGAGAUUCUUAGACAAGGCUUCACUCAUGCGUUCUUGAUGACAUUUCACAAGAAGGAAGACUUCACUGCAUUUCUGGGUCAUCCUAAUCAUGUCGAAUUCUCUGCAACAUUUUCAGCAGCUAUUGAGAAAAUUGUGCUUCUUGAUUUCCCAGCUGUUCUUGCCAAGGGACCAGCAUGAUCUAGAAAAACUGAAAAACCUUUAAAACAAUUAAAAAAAAAAAAAAGAA